AUGAGGCUGAGGCUGCCCCGGUUCCCCAAGUCAAGACUGCGCUCCGACAUCGAUGUGUUGCGCACCAUCUCUUUGGAGUUCGGCGCGGAGCAGCUCGACCGCAAGCGCGCUGCGCUCUGGAUGGCAUGCUGCGAUGGGGCCGCAGACACCGUGGCGCAACUCUUCGUGCAGAACGCCGACAGAAUGCUGGAAUGGGGGCUGAAGAGACAUCGCAAGCGCCUCGACGCGCAGCGACUCGCCGCCAUAUACUGGUGGAUGCUCCUGUACGAGUUAGUGAUGUUCCGCAACAGGGGCAUUGACGGCUAUGACAGUGUAGAGGACUUUGAAGCGUUGAGUUCGACAGCCGAAGACCUCAUGGCGGAGCUUGUGAGUCUGCCCCACAUCAGCGCGGUGAACCCUGGCCCCUGGCAGGAGCACUGGAAGCGGCAGGUCUCUCUGGAGGCCGCGCUCGAUAUAUACAACAAUGUCAUGGAUGCUCUGGCGCUCCGCAUCAACGCUGAAACGCGUAUCAUGCGGGUCUCUCUGUUCACCUCAACCACCGAGCGCCGGUUCGAUACCGUUACCAGGUCCACCGUGACAGAAAUCAUGGACGAUUAG
This is a messenger RNA of Geodia barretti, 597 nucleotides long. The record is from the annotation of a GenBank genome assembly. Lineage: Eukaryota; Metazoa; Porifera; Demospongiae; Tetractinellida; Geodiidae.